This is a messenger RNA of Aspergillus homomorphus CBS 101889, 868 nucleotides long. Its product is annotated as NADH dehydrogenase [ubiquinone] 1 beta subcomplex subunit 7. The record is from RefSeq and is a predicted model, not a curated record. Lineage: Eukaryota; Fungi; Ascomycota; Eurotiomycetes; Eurotiales; Aspergillaceae. Gene Ontology annotation, cellular component: mitochondrion. Bases 118 to 399 code for a protein of 93 amino acids. The transcript is spliced from 3 exons.
UCACAUGAUGCCGACGGAAAGGAAGGAACGGCGACGACUACGGAAUAGCUACAAACCUCACGGUCCAGUCGCUUGUCCUCGAAAUCCACCCCGACAUCACUCUUCUCUUCUCUCAAUAUGACUGUUGCCGAGUCAGUCAAGAGCGCCGUUGGGCUCUCGAGCAGCACCGCCGCCUCCAGCCAGGAAAUGUCGGAUGCUCGUCUUCCCCUUCAGUACCGCGACUCUUGCGCCGGCCUAUUGAUCCCUUUGAACCGCUGCCGGCAGCAGGAGUACUACCUCCCUUGGAAGUGCGAGGAUGAGAGACACAGCUACGAGAAGUGUCAGUACGAGGAGUUCAAGAAGCGCGUCGCCAAGAUGGAAGAGCUCCGCGCCGCGAAGGGCGGUGCCCGCAGCAAUUGAUUCCGACAUUAACGGCAUCUUGUUUUUCGCGACGGACGAAGCAGCAUGUUAUGUACAUAGAGAUUGUGAGAUUGUUUGUCCAUGUACCGACUUUGGCGUUGGGAAUCCUUCUGGUCAAUCUUGCCGAUACCAUACUUUCUGAGGGCCAGAACUGGUAGCCCAUGGAUGGUCUUUUCAGUAGCUGGUCGCCUACUACCUGAAGUGCUGCUGAGAGGAAUGCCUGCGCAGCUUGAUGUACUGCCAGCAAUCCACAACAUAAGUAGGACAAGCAGACCUAUCCUAGCUGGAAGCAAUCUCGAGCAGGUCAGCCUGCUAACAUCGAGUCGGAAACGGACCACACUACUUUGUUCUUGCACGAAACCCUAGAUCUCAUUCUGCAGCCUCCCAUCCCCAUUGCGUAAAAAGCAAGGGGGGUGAGUCGUAUAUUCUCACUUGAACGAGGUCAACUACGGGCGAGAGACGUCAAAUU